Nematostella vectensis (starlet sea anemone) is the source of this 3046-nucleotide messenger RNA. RefSeq lists its product as uncharacterized. The transcript has 8 exons. Lineage: Eukaryota; Metazoa; Cnidaria; Anthozoa; Actiniaria; Edwardsiidae. The coding region runs from base 374 to 2653 and encodes 759 amino acids. The record is from RefSeq and is a predicted model, not a curated record.
CAUUAUACCUACCGAAAUUGCAGCAUUGUUUAUAUAAUACUUCGAUACCGAUGCAUCGACGAGGAAAUUGCAAACUUAUUUUCUCAUUACUACUGAUUGAUAUGUGAAAGUAUGUAAUCGCGUAUGACGUCAGGGAUGACGUGGUGUUAACUGAUUUUACUUCCAAGAAACAGUAUGUGAGCAAAUAGUCGCUUAUUUGACCCCAACAAGUCAGUAUCUCAGCCGUGCACGAUCUGUCUUAAUCAAAGUACCGGCCUAUGCAACAGACUAUUUAUUUGCAUCCAUUCUUCUAAGUUGGCAAAGCAGCUUUGUGUUCUACCAAGCCUGUAUCUCAGACGUUCUGCUCUCGAAUCCAGAUCAUUUAAUAUAUGACAUGCCAUCGUUCGGUUGCUGCAUUGGUUUUGUGCCUCAGUUGAGAUUCUGGCAGAGAAAAAGUAAAGAACAAACGGGUGAUGUCUACGGUUACAAAUCUAAGAAAGAAAGAAACGAGGUCUCGGAAGGAAUAAACGAAAAUUUUUAUUACAAUGAGGGAUGCAUAACAGAGUCUUCAGAUGACAUCGGUUACCUGCCCCCCAUGAGAGAAAACGCAAUAUUCUACGAUGAUGAGAUAUACUCCCACGCAAAAGAAAGACAAAACGUCACGUGGUUUAUCCCGGAAAUGUUCUCCGACCAUAAUGAAGAAAGCGAGUAUGUUGGUAAAAACCCCUCACGAGUGGUUUCUGAGAAGCAGGAACCCGGCACUGAAGUCUACGCUGUACUAGAAGGUCCCGGAUGCGACGACGAUUACCAAAGUGACCAUGAAGCUGAGACAAACAAAGACCCAUCUGUAUAUGUCACCUUGGAACAGGACCAGGGACCAUAUGAAGUUGGGUAUUUCCAACAGGGAACAGAAAUGAGCCAUGAGGCUCGCUACAGUGUACACGAAGGACCAGAAGGGACAUGCUUGUACGGAGAGCUGGACAUUUCCUUAACUGAGGACCACUUGUAUCAAGGACUAGGUCCCUCCAAUGGUAACUGUGACAAAGACAAGGAGGAGAUAUUGUCGAUUCAGUCGUCGUCGGCCCCCCUGUUUCAAGGACAUUGUCCUUCCAACUGCGAACAAAAGAAAAACCUUGAGAAUGAUACAUUGACGGAUCAGGCACAGAUUAACAUCGACGAAUUAUUGGAGACCAUCGGGUUUUAUCUUAAAGGCAAAGUUGAGUCCGAUAGCUUGGGCGAAGAAGGAUGUCCCAAGGGAAGUGCCAAUUCGACAGGAGAUGAUGAAAUGUCUCAUGAACUACACGAAGAAACUACCGUUUCCGAGAAAAAGUCGAUCAACUCACAUUGCAUUUCUGAAAACAUUUAUUUCGAGCUGGAGCGACCCGAAGAUGAAAAUAUGCCACACCAGGAGGCGAUGGUCGAAUUGGACUGCCCUUCAAAUAACAUGAUCGAAAAUAUAUAUCACGUGUUGGAGAAUCCCCAACGAAAGGAAUCAGAAGAAUCCGCAGUGUAUAUUGAUUCUACAGAAGUGACAGGGAAAGACCUCGAAGAUUCCGAGAGCCACGACGUCAUCUAUCACGUGUUGGAGAAUCCCCAACGAAAAGGAUCGGAAGACUUCGCGGUGAGCCUUGAUUCUACGGAAGUGACCCGGGAAGACCUCGGAGAUUCCGAGAGCCACGACGUCAUCUAUCACGUGUUGGAGAAUCCCCAACGAAAAGGAUCGGAAGACUUCGCGGUGAGCCUUGAUUCUACGGAAGUGACCCGGGAAGACCUCGGAGAUUCCGAGAGCCACGACGUCAUCUAUCACGUGUUGGAGAAUCCCCAACGAAAAGGAUCGGAAGACUUCGCGGUGAGCCUUGAUUCUACGGAAGUGACCCGGGAAGACCUCGGAGAUUCCAAAAGCCACGACGUCAUCUAUCACAUGUUGGAGAAUCCCCAACGAAAAGGAUCGGAAGACUUCGUGGUGAGCCUUGAUUCUACGGAAGUGACCCGGGAAGACCUCGGAGAUUCCGAGAGCCACGACGUCAUCUAUCACGUGUUGGAGAAUCCCCAACGAAAAGGAUCGGAAGACUUCGCGGUGAGCCUUGAUUCUACGGAAGUGACCCGGAAAGACCUCGGAGAUUCCGAGAGCCACGACGUCAUCUAUCACGUGUUGGAGCAUCAAGAGCAAGAGAAAGACUCCACGAGGUGCCUUCAUUCUACAGAGGUGAUCAAGGGAGACCUCGGAAAAUCCGAGAAGUUCACCGAACCCCCUAAUUUAGGCAUUGGAAAUUUCUACGAUAAAGACAUCAUUGAAACAUCCGAAAUUCAAGACGAAGCCAUAUAUGGAAAUGUGUACAAUGGAACCGUUAUGGUUUAUGUUAAUGGAAAUGAGAAAUCGGAAACUUCAAACGAGGAUUAUUACCUUAACAGUGACGAAAACAUUUAUGUCAACAAAGAAAUCAUAGAUGAAAAUGACUUCACUGAGAGCUCUGAUAAUCUUAAAUGCCAGAGUUAUGAAAAGGAUGGCGCAAAUGGUUACCAUGGUAACAGAGAGGAUCUAAACAGGAAUAGGCACUGGGGAGGCGUCGAGCAGGAAGAGCAGGAAGACAUUUUUGUCGAUGUACGAGAACUGCUAACGGCUGAGCAAAGACGACUUUACAAGGAGGCAUGGCGGAAGAGUGCUCCGAUCUAAUGCUGCACACUGAUGAUACCGUAUUUAUUUUAAAGAAAGAAUCCACCCAGAUUUUGAAAAAAAAAGGUCAUUGCGACGAAGCUGUGAUUUGCCUUAUUGUGUGGCCUCGAAGCGGGUUAGCACGGCUUGGACUUUCAAACUGAUACUGUUUGAGAUUUUACUGUACAAAAUUGUAUCAGAAAGAGUUGUUCAUAGCGGAUUGUCUUUACUUUAUGUACAAGCAUAGUCGGGUAUAGAAAUGAUGGUCUCUGGUGGAAGUUUGCAUAACUUUUGAAGACACUGUUAGAUGCUAAAAGUCAUGGAAAUUCGGUAAAGGCGUUUUUCUGCUCGGGUUUCGCCAGAGGAUUUAGAUAUCAUUAGUUAAGUUUCAUUAAAGAUGUAGUAGAAAAAAAA